Messenger RNA from Nannizzia gypsea CBS 118893, 354 nucleotides. RefSeq lists its product as hypothetical. The transcript is spliced from 4 exons. The record is from RefSeq and is a predicted model, not a curated record. Lineage: Eukaryota; Fungi; Ascomycota; Eurotiomycetes; Onygenales; Arthrodermataceae. Bases 1 to 354 code for a protein of 117 amino acids.
AUGUCUCCGGGAAGCGCAAAGCAGGAUAAGGGAAAGCAGCCUAACAAGGCUAAAUUUACGCCUGAGAAACUCAACUCUUUCGCACACGCAGAUAUUGAAUACCAUAAGUUGGAGUAUGCCAAGUAUGUCCAAGCAGCGAAGCAUUACCAGGAGGAAUGGAGAUCUAGCAUGAUGGCCGAUCUACCAUUCAGACAAAAGAAUAUCAUCGCAAUGCAGCCAGAACAGCUAUUAGCGCAAAUAUCAUCUCAAGCAUGGAAAAGCUGCGUUCUAAUCAACAACCCAAGAAAUGACUAUUCGGGGAUCAAUAGAUACUUAGAGUGGGCUGGAGUUGGAAGUUGCUUGUUUGCAUAUUAG